AUGCUGGAUGCAUACUUUGAGCGAGUGGCGGGCGUGGCGGGUGCGCCCGUCGACUACAUCAAGCUGUUCUGCUGUCUUCUCUCCGCAUUCCCGCUCGCGUCCGCCUUUGUCCAUCUGCCCUCCCCCGCGCUCAAGCACGUGUACAGCAUCGCGGUCGCCUUCACCUUUCUCGUGCCCAUCCUCCACCUCUACUCGGGCUUCCUCCAGCUCCUCGCCUCGGCGCUAGUCACCUAUGCAAUCUGCUGGUUUAGGGUCGGCGGGAGGAAUAUGGGGUGGUUGGUGUUUGGUAUGCAGAUGGCGCAUCUGACGUACAACCAUGCCGUGCGCAAGUUUGGGGGCAUUCCGUUGUCGACGAUCGAAAUCACGGCCAUGCAGAUGGUGGCGGUGAUGAAUCUGACCACGUUUGCGUGGGACUGCUUCGAUGGUCAGGUGCGGAGCGAGGAGGAAUGCGACGAUGCGCAGAAGAAGACGAGGAUCACCAAGAUGCCUGGCCUGCUCGAGUUUUUGGGUUAUGCCUUCUACUUCCCGGGUGUGCUUGUGGGUCCAUCCACCAGGUUUUCGGACUACCGCGCAUGGAGCACGGGCGAGCUCUUCGGUGUCAAGGGAAACACCUCGAUGCCGCGUGGCCGCGUGGCUGCGGCGGUGCGUACGCUGCUGGUCGGCCUCGGCUUCAUGGGCAUCUACUCGAUCUUUGCGCCGGCCUAUUCGUACGAAAAGCUGAUCGGUCUGCAUGGCGGAUUGGGCCACUUGAAGUGGUGGCAGAAGCUCGGCUGGAUCCAGGUGGCCGGCUUCAUGGCACGUACAAAGUACUACGGCAUCUGGUCGCUCACCGACGGCGCAUGCAUCCUAUCCGGCCUCGGAUACAACGGCGUGCAGAACGGCAGGACCCGCUGGAAUAGGUGCAGCAAUGUGGAUAUCCCCAAGAUCGAGUUGGCCAACAACUGGAAGGAGCUCUUGGACCAUUGGAAUAUGAACACCAAUGUGUGGCUGCGCAACAACGUGUACAAGCGCAUCGCGCGCCCGGGCAAGAAGCCCGGCUUCAAAUCUACCAUGACCACGUUCUUUACUUCGGCAUUCUGGCACGGGCUGGAGCCGGGUUACUACCUCUCGUUUAUCCUGGCGGGAUUCAUGCAGUCGGCAGCCAAGAUGCUGCGUCGCCAUGUGCGACCGGUGUUUUUCGCACAGCCCAACGUGCCCAAUCCGACGUUCAGCAAUGUGCAUACGUUCAGUGCCGGUCAGCUGGCGUACUGCACCCUCAGCGUGGCAGUCUCGCAGGCGACGCUCAACUAUGCCGUGGCACCGUUUAUGCUGCUCGAACUGCGCGCCAGUAUCGCCGGUUGGAAGGCGGUGUACUUUUAUGGACAUAUCGUCACGGCUGUCGCCAUCCUCGCGUUCCAGAACGGGCUCGGCAAGGCGCUCGACAAGAGGAGCGGUCGCAGGAGGGCUAGGAAGGAGGAGGGCGCGGCGAGGAUGGCGAGUGGAUUUACCACCGAUGCCGACUCGGAUCGAGAGGAGCUUAGGAGGAGGAAGAAGAAGGAGGUCGAGGACGUGUCCGCCCUUGCUCCCGUGCCCGAUCCCCUGCCGGAGACAAAGUAG
This is a messenger RNA of Moesziomyces antarcticus, 1596 nucleotides long. RefSeq names its product endoplasmic reticulum protein. The record is from RefSeq and is a predicted model, not a curated record. Gene Ontology annotation, molecular function: 1-acylglycerophosphocholine O-acyltransferase activity; 1-acylglycerol-3-phosphate O-acyltransferase activity. Gene Ontology annotation, cellular component: endoplasmic reticulum; membrane. Gene Ontology annotation, biological process: lipid modification; glycerophospholipid biosynthetic process. The transcript has a single exon. Bases 1 to 1596 code for a protein of 531 amino acids. NCBI's taxonomy places the organism in Eukaryota, Fungi, Basidiomycota, Ustilaginomycetes, Ustilaginales, Ustilaginaceae.